Messenger RNA from Closterium sp. Naga37s-1, 1974 nucleotides. NCBI's taxonomy places the organism in Eukaryota, Viridiplantae, Streptophyta, Zygnematophyceae, Desmidiales, Closteriaceae. The record is from the annotation of a GenBank genome assembly.
AUGCGCUUCGUUACCAUUUGUCGGCCGACACAGCCAUCAUCGCAAGCGCCGAACUUUUCUGUGCGCACGAACCAAGCUGAAAUUGCUAUGCUGUCAGGCGAUGACUUCCUCUUCACCACCUACCAGGCCAUCGAGAAAGGCGAGCCGCUGAGGCAUCGUCCCAACCCUUCCUCGCCCUCUCCUCCUGCCCCCUCCCCCGCGGCCCGCCCCAUUACCCCCCUUUUCCCUCCUCGCCAGCUGUCAGGGGACCACUUCCUCUUCACGACCUACCAGGCCAUCGAGAAAGGCGAGCCGCUGAGGCAUCUUCCCAGCCCUUCCUCGCCCUCUCCUCCUGCCUCCUCCCCCGCGGCCCGCCCCAUUACCCCCCUUUUCCCUCCUCGCCAGCUGUCAGGGGACCACUUCCUCUUCACGACCUACCAGGCCAUAGAGAAAGGCGAGCCCCUGAGCAUAUCGUACGUUGCCAAGCCCACCAUUGACAUGGUGUCCGAGUAUGGCUUUGUGCCUUCAUACAACCCCUUCGACACCGUGCUGCUCUUCCCCAGCAUAUCGUAUGGAGCCAAGCCCACCAAGGACAUGGUGUCGGAGUAUGGCUUCGUGCCAUCGUACAACCCCUUCGACACUGUCGUGCUCUUCCCCAGCAUAUCGUAUGGAGCCAAGCUCACCAUGGACAUGGUGUCGGAGUAUGGCCUCGUGCCAUCAUACAACCCCUUCGACACUGUCGUCCUCUUCCCCAGUGACAAAGCAAUCCCUCCCAGUGACCCACUUUUGCUCUUUGAUUCAGCCUUCUCUCUUUCUUCUUUCUCCAACCCUCCGUUCUUUAUCUCCGGUUCUGCUCGUCUGGUGGAGUAUACAGGGUGGCCGGGGGAGGAGGAAGGAGAGGGGCAGGAGACGCAGGGGGAGGAGGGGCAAGGUGGGGACGGGCAGGGGGAGGAGGUGCAGGUGGGGAAGGGGCAGGGGGAGGAAGGGCAAAGGGAUGGCACGAGUGGGGAUGGCAGCAGGGGUGGGGAGUGGUGGGAGGGGAUGGAGAGCGAGGAGGAGGAGUUUGAGAGCGCAAAGAGGCAGCUGGUGGUGUGGGCGGGCGGGCAUGCGAGCCCUGAGUUGCUGGCCAUGGCUGCUGCUGUGUGGCACUGGAUUGACACAGGACGAGAUUGGGCGGGCGGGCAUGCGAGUCCUGAGGUGCUGGCCAUGACUGCUGCUGUGUGGCACUGGUCGACCACAGGACGAGUUGAAUGCGGAGCAGCUCGCCAGGGCAGCCGCGCACCUGAGUGCACCCAUCAUGGACAACGGGAGAUCUCAGCCCUCUCAGCUGCUCCCUCCCUCGCUUCUGAUGGUGGUGAUAAUGGAGAGAAUGUGGGAGCAGCAGCAGAAGAGUUUAGGGCUGAUUCCCAUGGUACAGAGGGACAAGAAGCUGGAGCCAGCACAGCAGACGAACCUCAUGACAUGGAAGCACAGGCUGCUGACACGUGGCAGCAGCUGGCCCAGUCCACGUCAGCAGACAUCCUAUCCUCCCUGUCAUCAGCAGCGUGCGCGAUACAGCAGCGGGUGAGGGCCCUCUUGGCCGUGGGGCUGACUGGUGAGGAGAAGGGGCAGGUAGCGAGAGAGGCGUCUGAAGCGGAGUCAGGGGGAUGGUCGUUCUCAUCGGAUUAUUAUGAGGAUGAGGAUAGGCUGAGGGAGCUGGUGGCGUGUCGAGGGGGCAGGUACAGGAGUGCGAGUGAGAUCUUGGCAGGGACUGACGGGGAAACGAGUGGCGAGGAGGAGCAGGGAGGUAGGGAGGGAGAAGUGGAAGAGGGAGAGCAAACAAGUGGCCUGGCGGGUGGUUCGGCGAGCAAGCCGGUGUGCUCGCCUGGUGUGAUGCGGUGGGUGCACGAGAGGGAGACAGUGCUGCAGUUUCAGAUGGUGAAGAAGUCGAUUCUGAGUGAGGAAGAUGUGGCCAUGGGUGAGUGGUGCCGCAGCAUGGGGCGUGCUACGAGCUAA